AUGUUUGAAGCUUCAGCAAUGGCUUCAGAGAGCUCCCAUGUGCAGGAGAGCUCUUCAGGAUCAUGCACCGAGUCAGGAGAGGAUUUUGCUCCAUCAAAACUCGGAACAAAAGAAUACUGGGAUAAUGCUUACAGCCGGGAGCUCCAGACUUACAGAGACAUUGGAGAUGUUGGAGAAAUAUGGUUUGGGGAGGAGAGUAUGAACCGUGUCAUCCGGUGGAUGGAGAAACAGAAUACAGCUGAAAAUGCUGCCAUACUGGACAUCGGCACAGGAAACGGUGUAUUCCUUGUAGAACUGGCCAAGCAUGGUUUUAAGAAUCUUACUGGAAUAGAUUAUUCCAGUGCCUCAGUAGAACUCGCAACAAAUGUCCUGGCAGAAGAGGGCUUAACAAACAUUAAAGUUCAGGAGCAGGAUUUUCUGAACCCCAGCCCAGAUCUGAAAGGGUUUGACUUGUGUAUAGACAAGGGCACUUUUGAUGCCAUUAGCUUGAACCCUGAAGGCCGAGAAAUGGCAAAACUCCAGUACAUGUCCUCACUGAGAGCAGCUCUAAAGCCACAGGGACAUUUCUUCAUCACCUCCUGUAACUGGACCAAAGAGCAGCUGCUGCAGAUCUUCAGCCCAGGUUUCGAGUUGCUACAAGAGCUGCCUACCCCACGUUUCCAGUUUGGAGGUGUGACCGGGAACAGCGUCACAGCUUUGGUCUUCAAAAGACUCUGAUGUUGAACUUCGUUUUAAUGUGGCUUUGGAAGUCAUUUGUAAAUUUGUAAAUGCCCCACUGUCUUUCCUUCCAUUUCUUCCACACAUGCAUAAAAAUAAAAAAAUUACUUUAAAUACCCUGGGUAUGUACUCGUUUUGUUUUAUGGCCACUCUCCAGGAGAACAAAUCCAUAAUCCAAGUAUUUGAAGUGUGUUAUUUUGCUGAUAUUAGACUUUAUUUUUCUGAUAUUUUGUUUUAUUGACAUUCUUUUGCUUAAUAAAUAUAAGCAUAGAUCAUUAUACAGGGUGUCCCAAAGUCUGCAUACAUAGGGGAAAUUAACACCUUUUAGCAAAAUGUAACUUUAUUUACAAAAUAAACAAAGUAAAAUAACAUCCUCUACAUGAUUGCCAUUUCUUUGUAAGCACACACAGAGUCGUCUCCCACUCAUGAUGAACUCGAGUUAACACACCGGUGUUAUGCAUGUAAUUGCAUGUCUAUAACGACCUUGCGACAGCUUCUCGAUCCAGCCAUGAGAAUGAUUU
Pangasianodon hypophthalmus (striped catfish) is the source of this 1238-nucleotide messenger RNA. RefSeq names its product EEF1A lysine methyltransferase 2 (gene eef1akmt2). Gene Ontology annotation, biological process: peptidyl-lysine dimethylation; peptidyl-lysine monomethylation. The transcript has 6 exons. Bases 1 to 717 code for a protein of 238 amino acids. NCBI's taxonomy places the organism in Eukaryota, Metazoa, Chordata, Actinopteri, Siluriformes, Pangasiidae. Gene Ontology annotation, molecular function: protein-lysine N-methyltransferase activity. The record is from RefSeq and is a predicted model, not a curated record. Gene Ontology annotation, cellular component: cytoplasm.